AGAGAUUGCAGCAUACAGGGAACCGGCAGGCACAGGACACACGCCUUCUGCAUAGUUGCAUUAUGUCUAACUGUGGCACGUGUACAUCUGGGUCCCUCAAACCUAUGGACUUAUAUAACAGUUUAACAGCCCAAGGAGACAAAGUUCGAGCACUCAAAUCUGAAAAGGCUCCCAAGGAAGAGAUUGAUGUGGCUGUGAAGCUUUUAUUGGCCCUGAAAGUCGAUUAUAAGAAUGUGACUGGCCAGGAUUACAAACCAGGCGUUCCUCCAGCAGAUAACCUACCUAACAACAGCAAUCAACCGUCUACAACAGAUGACGAUGAUGAUUUUGUUGAUCCAUGGACAGUGCAAACAGGAAGCGCAAAAGGUGUAGAUUAUGACAAGCUUAUUGUACGGUUUGGGAGCAGUAAGAUUGAUCAAGAACUCAUCGAUCGAAUAGAACGAGUCACUGGACAAAAGCCACAUCACUUUUUACGCAGAGGAAUAUUUUUUUCACACAGAGAUAUGCACCAGGUUCUUGAUGCAUAUGAGAAGAAGCAGCCAUUUUACCUGUACACAGGAAGAGGCCCUUCCUCUGAAGCAAUGCAUAUGGGUCACCUCAUUCCGUUCAUCUUUACAAAGUGGCUGCAGGAAGUAUUCAAUGUUCCUUUGGUUAUACAGUUAACCGAUGAUGAGAAAUACCUGUGGAAAGAUCUUACAAUAGAAAAGGCUUACCAGUAUGCAGUAGAAAAUGCCAAGGAUAUUAUAGCAUUAGGCUUUGAUGUCAAUAAAACAUUCAUCUUUUCUGAUCUUGAAUACAUGGGGAAGAGUUUAGGGUUCUACCAAAAUGUGGUAAAGGUCCAAAAACAUGUAACCUUCAAUCAAGUGAAAGGAAUAUUUGGCUUUACAGACAGUGACUGCAUUGGGAAGAUCAGCUUUCCAGCCAUACAAGCUGCUCCAUCUUUCAGUAGUUCCUUUCCAGAAAUUUUCAAGGGCAGAAAGGACAUUCAGUGCCUCAUCCCUUGUGCUAUCGACCAGGAUCCAUAUUUCCGCAUGACAAGAGAUGUCGCCCCUAGGAUUAGUUAUCCUAAACCCGCACUAAUGCACUCGACAUUUUUCCCAGCACUUCAGGGAGCACAGACUAAGAUGAGCGCCAGUGACCCCAACUCUUCUAUCUUCCUUACAGACACGCCAAAGCAAAUCAAAACAAAGAUCAACAAGCAUGCUUUCUCUGGUGGAAAGGAUACCGUUGAAGAACAUCGCCAAUUUGGAGGCAACUGGGAAGUUGAUGUCUCUUAUAUGUACUUGACAUUCUUCCUUGAAGAUGAUGAGAGGCUUGAACAAAUAAAACAGGAUUAUUCAAGCGGUGCCCUGCUAACUGGAGAACUUAAGAAACUCCUGAUUGAAACCCUGCAACCAAUGAUAGCAGCACACCAGGAGAGAAGGAAACACGUUACAGAAGAGACAGUGAAACAGUUUAUGAUGCCACGAAAGUUGGCAUUUGAGUUUUAGAAAGUUUUAAAAGAAAUGAUUCUGCAAUCCAACAAUGUACUGUACCGUUAAUUAUCAACCAAAUAAGAUCACAUUUGCACCUUCCACUUAGUUUGGAAUAUGUGUCAAAUUGACAUGUUUUGAGACAAGUUAUGUGGAUUUGUUGAUCUUGGUAUCACACUCCCAAAGGACUUAAAGUGAAACUUCUCCAAGGUAACCAGUACCUCCUUCAUAAUUCAUAUUUAUAAUUUGUACAUCUGUGCUAUUGAGCUAUUCUAACCUGUGCUAACUAACCUAAAUAAAAUUAAUGAUUGCACCACUUUCCUAUUUAGUGAUUGAAUACAUUUAACAGCAAACUACUAAUCGGGUAAUUUGUAUAUAAAUGUAAACCAUACCUAUGUUAUUGAUUAAAAUGAUUGAACAACAAGAUGGAAGAUGUUGGUAAGUUACCGGGAUUCACAAACGUAGUAUAUAGGGUUGCCACCUGGCCAGUAUUCCACCUGCCGAGCCAAUAAAAGGCCAGUUAAGGCCAGGGUCGGUGUGACAAAUUUAUGCAUAAUGUACUUGGUAGUAAAAUUAGUGUCCUGAUUUCUUCUUUUUUUCCCAUGCUAGCCUCCUUUCCCAGAUCUGUUUGACCCUGCCCUAAGUCUGCCCAGUCCCUGCACCCCAUAUUACUGCCCAGUAAUUAUUUUGGGCUAAGGUUGCAAACCUAGAAGUACAUUGGAUAUAAAAAAAAGUCUACACACCCCUACAAAAUGGCAGUUUUUUUUAAUAAGAAAAGAAACCGAGAUAAAUCCUGUCUGAAUUAAUUCAACCUUUAUUGCAAAAUUAAACAAAUAAGAAAUCA
Xenopus tropicalis (tropical clawed frog) is the source of this 2316-nucleotide messenger RNA. RefSeq names its product tryptophanyl-tRNA synthetase 1 (gene wars1). The record is from RefSeq and is marked provisional. Gene Ontology annotation, biological process: tryptophanyl-tRNA aminoacylation; tRNA aminoacylation for protein translation. Gene Ontology annotation, molecular function: aminoacyl-tRNA ligase activity; nucleotide binding; ATP binding. NCBI's taxonomy places the organism in Eukaryota, Metazoa, Chordata, Amphibia, Anura, Pipidae.